Ixodes scapularis (black-legged tick) is the source of this 962-nucleotide messenger RNA. Its product is annotated as glutathione S-transferase. The transcript is spliced from 3 exons. Gene Ontology annotation, biological process: glutathione metabolic process. Bases 182 to 844 code for a protein of 220 amino acids. Gene Ontology annotation, molecular function: glutathione transferase activity. NCBI's taxonomy places the organism in Eukaryota, Metazoa, Arthropoda, Arachnida, Ixodida, Ixodidae. The record is from RefSeq and is a predicted model, not a curated record.
CGUAAUUCCGCAUUCCUCCGCGAUGGCGGCUGUGGCGCCACCGAGUUCGCUUCCGGUCGAACUGGUUGAAUGGGCGGUGGGCGGUCACGAGGAGACCGAGCAGUCGACGGCGGCACGCAGCAAGCAGACGACCUUCGCCCGACACCGCUCGAGUAGAUUUUCUUGACAAGUUUCGAGAGCUAUGGCGCCGAUCCUCGGGUACUGGGAUGUGCGCGGAUUGGCCCAGGGCAUCCGAGACCUGCUUAUUUACAAGGGCGUCCAUUUCGAAGAUAAGCGCUACAAGUUCGGCCCGGAACCCGAAUUCAGCCGGGAGGAAUGGUUCAAGGAGAAGUUCAACCACGGACUUAAGUUUCCCAACUUGCCCUACUACAUUGACGGCGACGUGAAGCUGACGCAGAGCAUGGCCAUUAUCCGCUAUCUUGCUCGAAAGUAUGAUCUGGCGGCCAGGAACGAGGAUGAGACCACAGAGUUGGACGUUUUGGAACAGCAAGCCAGGGACUUGGCCUGGGGACUUGCGAUGGCCGUGUAUUCUCCCUCCUACGAAGAGUCUCGCAAGAAGUACGAGGACAACUUGGAAAGUGUGCUCAAGGCCUGGGACGACCACCUUCAGGGCAAGCUUUGGGUCUUGGGGGACAGGCUCACCUACGUGGACUUCCUUUUCUACGAAGCCCUGGACUGGCACUAUGAACUGAAGCCUGAAGCCUUCCAAACUUUCCCCGUUCUUGUGGCCUACCUCAAGAGAUUCGAAGAAUUGCCCAAUCUCAAGCAAUUCUUUUCUUCGCCGAAAUUCAGCAAGUAUCCGAUCCUCGGUCCCAUGGUCAAGUGGGGUUACAAGAAGGAAUAAUUUUUGCCCGAUAUUUUUUCAAUAUUUGUCAUUAAUAAACAUAUAAUUUCUCUUUUUAGGGCAUGUAUCGAUGAAAAUAUGUCGUACGCAAAGCAAUAAAAUUUUGAAUGAGUGUAGA